AUAAAGGUGGUGAUUUAGAACACAAGCACGCCAUGAUUUAAAUUUAAGAUAGUAGUAAAGGCACGCGUACUAUGCACUAUUAAUGUGACGGCUUUAUAUAAACUAGAGGAUUGGCACGUCCGAAGCAGCCGCUGUGAUUAUUCUAAAAUGUCAUUUGGUCCUAAAGCGAAGGAUUGCAAGGUGUAGGCUCAUAGAACGCACAGGCGCUACUUCACACGAUGACAUCAGCAACGGAAGAAAUAGAACGCUCGCUCGGCGGGACGUGGCUUCUAGAGCGUAGUGAAAACGUGACGGAAUAUCUGACUGAACUGGACAGGAGUCGGAAACUAUGUAAGGCGUUCGAUGACUGAAGUUGAGUCAACGCAGACGAUAAGCGUAUUCGGUGACGUCAUACGUCUAGAGAUGAAGUGCGGUGACAAACAACACGUAAAACUUGAAUUCCGAUUGAACGAAGAAUUUCAGAUAGAUGCCGGACAACCUAGUUUGGCAAGGGCCUGUUGGGAGCACGGCGCCCUUGUGCUGACGGUGCGACGUCUGGGCUGUCGUCGCCUCCAGGUGAUAGAACGGCGCCUGGUAGGCGACAGGCUGGUGCAGACGAUGAGAUGUAACAAUGUCACGUGCACACGUGUAAUGAGGAGAAUGCAGACCACGUGAACAAGAAGUGACAUCACUUAUCAGAUCAUAUAGACAUGCUGUGCAGUUCGUGUACUGAACAUCUGGUGCUUUUCCAGAAAAUUAAUUGUACAUUUGAUGAAAUGAGAGGCAUAAAACGUGACGAUAAUUUAUAUAAUAGAUGUAUAAUAUU
Molecule: messenger RNA, 805 nt
Organism: Dreissena polymorpha
Lineage: Eukaryota; Metazoa; Mollusca; Bivalvia; Myida; Dreissenidae
Product: fatty acid-binding protein 12-like
Exons: 4
Coding region: 343-654 (103 amino acids)
Molecular function (GO): lipid binding
Source: RefSeq, a predicted model, not a curated record